Alnus glutinosa is the source of this 1214-nucleotide messenger RNA. Its product is annotated as F-box protein At1g55000. The transcript is spliced from 2 exons. NCBI's taxonomy places the organism in Eukaryota, Viridiplantae, Streptophyta, Magnoliopsida, Fagales, Betulaceae. Gene Ontology annotation, molecular function: protein binding. The record is from RefSeq and is a predicted model, not a curated record. The coding region runs from base 155 to 829 and encodes 224 amino acids.
CAACCUGAGAAAAACCAAAAACCAAAAAUAAAAAAGGAAAAAAACUUACUCGCAAGGCCGUCCUCCAAAAAUUCCAUAUCUCUCACCAAAUCCUCCAACACCAGACCCACCCACCACCACCUCCAAAUCUGCAGCGACGGUGGUGAUCUCCCCGAUGGACUCCCAGUUCUGGGCUCUCACGUGCCGCGACACCCUCCGCCUCAUCCUCCAAAAGCUUCCUGUCCCCGACAUCGCUCGGGCGAGCUGCGUGUGCCGGCUCUGGAACUCCGUCGCCUCCGACCACGAGCUCGUCGCCAUUUCCUUCAAGGCGCCUUGGAAGCUGAAGCACGUCGUUGGAAAGCCUGUCUCCGGGAGCUUCUGGAGGGACAGUGGGAUCAGCAAGUUCGCCAUUUCGCAUUGCCUUGUGAGGGGGGACAGCCUUGCCAGUCUCGCUGUGAAGUACUCUGUUCAGCAGGUUAGGGAGAUAAAACGUUUGAACAACAUGAUGAGUGACCAUGGCAUAUACUCAAGGGAGAGGUUGUUAAUCCCUAUAAGCAAUCCUGACAUUCUUGUAAAUGGGACAUGCUACAUGGAGCUAGAUAGCUAUGCGAAAAGGGAAGUGGCAGUGUUGUAUCUUGAAGGUGGUCCUGAUAGAAAGUCUAGCCAUUUGCUGAAGAAGAUGACUUCUGAACAAGGGAAGAGGAAGGUUCUUGAUUCUUUGAAGAGAAGCAUGCAAGUUGACGAUGGGACUGCCCAAUAUUACUUGUCUAUUUCUAAUGGCGAUCCUCGGGCUGCACUCUCUGAAUUUUCCGAGGACCUUAGGUGGGAGAGGCAAGAGGGCUUGGCCUAGUUUCUCAAAUACUGUCCAGCUCAACUUGGCACUUGGAAGCACAUUAUAAACGGUGAAGAUUGGCCAAGACAUGAUGGAUAUUGCUCUCCGUGUUUAUGUUCUUUAGCUUCUUUAGAAAGUUUAAGAGAAGCACAUUAUAAAUGUUCUCCUCUCUAAAACACAGGGAAUCGAGUCUUCUUCAUUUCGUCCUGGGUACCCUUUCAAUGAUGUAAUUAGUUAGUGACGGUUAACAAAAUAUGAGAUUUUGUCUUGUAAUGAUACGUGUUUUCUGUAUGAUUCUGCCUACUGAAUGUGUAGAGCAGUGUUUGUAUUUAUAAUUGUAUAACGUGAUCUCCUUUACAAGUGGAUGUACAUGAUUCAAUUUACAGAUGACUUUAUGUUUGAA